CACAGUGACAGCUGCCAUAUGUUGGUAAUGGAAUCGCUUCUCGCUUUGCCGACUGGGAAUUGUGAGGUGACCUAAUCUUAAAAUAGAAAUAAUACAGGCUAAAGUUGAUACUAUAUAUCACGUUUACCUGUAACUAUAACAAUAAGCGACCAUUUGAAACAUACCAACGUUCACCGAACAAACGCAAUAUGGAUAUAUACGCAAUAUCGAACAAAUUGCAAGAAAUGUUUAGAGAUUUCAAAAAGUUAUUAACGUGGACUUAUCUAAAGGGUCUGAUUAUAAAUCCAGCUCAGCUACGGUUUGUUGCGUUUCUAAUACUCGUCUCAGAGUUGGUGCUUAAUAUAUUUAUAGUGGAACGAGUACCAUACACCGAAAUAGACUGGAAGGCUUACAUGCAAGAAUGUGAAGGAUUCCUGAAUGGCAGCCUCGAUUACAGCAAGCUGCGCGGAGACACCGGGCCACUAGUAUACCCUGCAGGAUUCGUUUACAUAUAUUCUCUUUUAUAUUAUCUAACAAAUCAUGGAGAGAAUAUCAGACUUGCUCAGUAUAUAUUCAUAGGUAUUUAUUUGGUAGAAUUAUUUUGUAUACUUCGAAUUUAUGUUAAAACGAGAAAAGUUCCACCAUAUGUUCUUGUUAUUACAAUUUUAACAUCUUACAGAAUACAUUCAAUACAUGUACUCAGGUUGUUCAAUGAUCCCAUAGCUGUCCUGUUCUUGUAUAUUGCUUUAAAUCUGUUUAUUGAUUCAAAAUGGUACUUAGCCAGUAUAUUCUAUAGUUUAGGUGUUUCAGUGAAGAUGAAUAUUCUCCUUUACGCUCCUGCUUUGUUGUAUUUCUAUUUAAUUAAUUUAGGUGUGAAGAAUACUAUCAAACAAUUAUUUGUUUGUGGUCUGGUACAACUAGUAUUAGGUUUACCAUUCUUACUUGGCAAUCCUGUGGCAUAUUUAAAAGGAAGCUUUGAUGUGGGUCGUGUAUUUAACCACACUUGGACAGUCAACUAUAGAUUCCUUGAUGUGCCAACUUUUGAAAGCAGAUGUUUCCAUUUGACAUUGUUGGGUAUACACAUUACCUUACUUUACAUAUUCCUCCCUAUGUGUGUAAGAUAUUUUAGGAGUUACUGUGCCCUUAAAUAUCUACAAAAUCAUGUACAACCCCAGAUAGAUGCCAAAAAUCUUGAAAACAAGAGACUAAGAUUAAAAGGAAAAGGCAAGGAAUCAAAAAAGAAACUUGGAAAGAAAGAAGAACCUGAAAAGCUAACCAAAGAUCAAGAAGACUUCAUAAAAUCAUUUGAAGAAGCGCUUCAGAAGUCUAACAAGGGUGGGAAAAAAGUUUCAAAGACAGAGUUGGAAGAAGAUAUAAGGAAUACCCACUACAGCAUUGAUUUUGAUAUUUUAUCACAACUGUUUAUACUACCUAUGUUUGUAGUGAACUUUAUAGGGGUUGUUUGUUCCCGAAGCCUUCAUUACCAAUUUUAUGCUUGGUAUUUCCACAGCUUGCCAUACCUAUUGUGGUCCUGCAAUUAUUCAAAUAUAGUCAGGUUUUUAAUUCUAGCUCUUAUUGAACUUUCAUGGAAUACUUACCCAAGUACAAAUUUUUCAAGUGUAUUACUUCAUGUUUGUCAUGUUGCUGUUCUUUAUGGAGUGUAUAAAAAGAUAACAUUAGAGCUGAAAACAGCAUCCAAAGUACAGUAAUAUUAAGAUAUAUUUGUUAUUGUUGUUUUUAGAUUUAUGUUUUAGUGUGCAUAUUGUUUUUUGUAAAUAUGAGUAUGUGUUAAAUAUUUUUAAUUAAAUGUGAUGUAAUUAAUAAAAAA
This is a messenger RNA of Pectinophora gossypiella (pink bollworm), 1807 nucleotides long. RefSeq names its product lethal(2)neighbour of tid protein 2 (gene Alg3). The coding region runs from base 189 to 1688 and encodes 499 amino acids. Lineage: Eukaryota; Metazoa; Arthropoda; Insecta; Lepidoptera; Gelechiidae. Gene Ontology annotation, cellular component: endoplasmic reticulum. The transcript has a single exon. The record is from RefSeq and is a predicted model, not a curated record. Gene Ontology annotation, molecular function: dol-P-Man:Man(5)GlcNAc(2)-PP-Dol alpha-1,3-mannosyltransferase activity.